AGGAGUCUCCCCACUAUAAAUAGGUCUGCUCGCUUCUUGCAGACAGGAGUCUGAUAAAGAUUGGGGGUGUCAGCAGCGCCAGGCAAGAGUUGUAGGGCAAAAGACCGAAACCUCUUGAAGGCUGCACAAGACAAAGGACGUUUGAUGAUGGCACAGAUGGUCUCAGCUGCAUUUUGCCUCCUCCUCCUGUUUCUCCCCCUGAAAUCCUGCUUCCCUUCAGAGUGGCCCAGGCCAGCCGUGUCCCAUCUGUUUCCAGUAAGCAGCCUGAGCUGGGAGCAGUGGCUUAGCCGCUCAGAGUGGGAGGACAACCCCCCAAGACCCCCGGCUGGUUCAGAAGAUGGAAUCUUCCAAGACCAAAGAUCUCCCGGGUCCUGCAAACCACCAGAGGCCAGAUCGGGGUCCCAGCAUCAGCAGCAGAGAGCUGAGCGGUCUGCCGGCUCCAGCAAAAGACGCGAUGGCCGCCCAAACUCCCUAGACUUGACCUUUCACCUCCUCCGGGAGUUCCUGGAGAUGUCCCGCGAAGAGAGACUGGCUCAGAAAGCUCGGAGUAACAAAAUAUUGCUGCAUAAUAUUGGCAAGUGAACAGGGAUUGAAUGGAGGGACUGGGCAUAACUGUAAAGCUUAACAUUUAUUCUUUCAAUUGUGCAGUUCAGUGUUCUUUUUUGGGGGGGUGGGAAUGAUGUGAUAUCCCUUAAUCUUGGGUCUGCUCUGUCAAUUUCUCCUACACUUGUAUGUGUUUGUGUGUGUUAUAUUGGAUCCUUUUGCCCAGCAACAAAAGAGGACAAUGUGUUUUGCUACAACUCCCAGAAAGUUUCUAAUUCACAUUGUUAAUAUACUUUCUAUAGUGCUGUCAAUACACGCCAGCCCUCUUUGACAGAGGGGCAUAAGGGGGGAAAGGGCAGUUUCCGGGCAAAAGGUGUUCCAAAUUUGAGAUGGCAGAAGGAGUGAGGGGUAUGAGUUGAGCAAGGCUAUCAGGCUUCAAACAUGAGUGAAAAUGCUCUCCUAGAACGUCGUGCAGAGUUUUUUCUAGUGUUGCAUUCGCAGGUACAACACAAAAUUUGAAGUGCUUGUUCUAAACCUGCAGAGGCUCAUACAGAAAUUUUUAAGAACUGAAAAGCCACAGCGGUUCUGCAAGCAGAUUUUGGGCAAGAGUCAAGGGGAAACCAGUCUCCUACUCUUUCCUGAUAAAGAAGGAGGUCAUUUCUUUAUUUCAGAUACAGUGGGGGUGGGGUGGGGAAUAUCUUUCCUGUGCUAGAACUCAGCUAGAAGCAGAGGUCCUUAAACUGUCCAUCGUCAAGCCUGUGAUUAAAUCCUGCCAAAAAUGUA
This is a messenger RNA of Podarcis raffonei (Aeolian wall lizard), 1326 nucleotides long. Its product is annotated as corticoliberin-like. Gene Ontology annotation, cellular component: extracellular region. The record is from RefSeq and is a predicted model, not a curated record. NCBI's taxonomy places the organism in Eukaryota, Metazoa, Chordata, Lepidosauria, Squamata, Lacertidae. Gene Ontology annotation, molecular function: corticotropin-releasing hormone activity. Gene Ontology annotation, biological process: positive regulation of cortisol secretion; negative regulation of epinephrine secretion; negative regulation of glucagon secretion. The transcript is spliced from 2 exons. The coding region runs from base 145 to 582 and encodes 145 amino acids.